This is a messenger RNA of Suricata suricatta (meerkat), 695 nucleotides long. It is a transcript of the gene OXLD1, whose product is annotated as oxidoreductase like domain containing 1. The record is from RefSeq and is a predicted model, not a curated record. Gene Ontology annotation, cellular component: mitochondrion. Lineage: Eukaryota; Metazoa; Chordata; Mammalia; Carnivora; Herpestidae. The transcript has 2 exons. The coding region runs from base 45 to 524 and encodes 159 amino acids.
GGGGCGGGGAGAGGCGCGCGUGCGCGGGAGUCGGGCUGUGGGUGAUGCUGCUCGAGAGCUUGGCCGCGGGAGGCCGGGCAGUGGCCGCCGCUGCCCGGCGUCCGGGGCCGCGGCGACUCUCCAGCUGGGGCUGGUGUCGAAGGCUUCCUGGAGGCAGCAGCACUCUUUACCGGCACCGUGCCUGGGUCCAGGCCCGGGAAGGCCACGGAGAGUCCGGGAAAGACCACGUGGAGGUGGGCUCUCAGUGCGGUGCAGAGGGCACCAGGCAGCACAAGUCCUCCUUGCCUGGCGGGGGCCCCUCGGAACCCCCUUCUCCCCCGCCCCCCGGGCUCGAGCCCCCCACGAACUGCUGCAUGAGUGGCUGUCCCAAGUGCGUGUGGGUGGAGUAUGCGGAGGCGCUGCUGCAGCACUACCAGGACGGCGGGGAGCGGGCCCUGGCUGCCCUGGAGGAGCACGUGGCUGACGAGAACCUCAAGGCCUUCCUCAGGAUGGAGAUCAGGCUCCGAGCGAGGGGUGGACUCUGAGCCCGCUCGCCCAACCCCUGCACCCAGACGGGCCCCAGCCCGGCAGCUCCUUCCUGCUCGGGAAGCUUUGUUCACGGCCCUUCACGAGGCUGGUGUCAGACAGGAGCAGGAAGGAUCGUUUACUGACUUGAUCCGAGAAUAAACGCGCUGUCUGUGCUGCUUAGACAGGAA